This is a messenger RNA of Moneuplotes crassus, 493 nucleotides long. The record is from the annotation of a GenBank genome assembly. Lineage: Eukaryota; Ciliophora; Spirotrichea; Euplotida; Euplotidae.
UUUAGUUGCCCUCCUCCUUGCCUGCGUCAUGGCACAGAAGGGAAAUUCUGGCAGAGAGAACUGGAAGAACGAUGCUGAGUAUGAAGGAUACGAAUGGAUGGAACCAAUGUCACAUAAGGGAUUCCCAAUGUGGCAAGAUUCGACCCUUUAUGAUGAGACUUAUAAUGAGACCUUUACCGAGACAUUUUAUGAGAGUAGAUAUGAGCCAUAUGGCCCUUAUGGACCACGAGGACCAAUUAGAGAAUAUGGUGUUAUCCAAGAACACCUAGAGCCAGUAUAUACUGCUCCUCAGUGGGUAAAUAACUCUCAGCCUGUUGAGUACACUCCAGAUCCAGGAACUCCCCCUCCCCCAAAGAAGACAGUCUCUCCUCUCUGGGUUCCUAAGCCACCAAAAGUAAGACAGCCACUGAAGCCGGUGUAUGACACCCAUUAUGCUGAUACUGCUGGAAGAGAGCAAGAUCCAGCGGGAACUUGGUAUCCAAAGAGAUGGUAG